AUGUUGUUUGGCCGAGCUAACGUGAUGGCGGCCAGUCUGCUUAUUGGCCUCCUCUUCUCGAGUCUCGAUGCGUCCAUUGUCUCGACGUCCCUGGUAACCAUUUCCGUCGACCUUCAGGACUUCCUCAACGCGCCAUGGGUCGUCCUCUCGUACCUGUUGGCCUAUCUGGGCCUCGCCAUUGGUUUCGCCAAGACGAGCGACAUCUACGGCCGCAGGGAGAUGAUCUGUGCGUCCUGGGUGCUUUUCGCCGGCUUCUCCGUUGGCUGCGGCUUUGCAAGAACCAUGCCUCAACUCAUCAUAUUCCGUGCGCUUCAAGGCAUGGGAGGCUCCGGACUCUACAGCCUCGGCCAGAUUGUGCUCUUUGAGGUCGGCCCUGCGCACAACCCGAGUCUUAUGGGAGCUCUAAUUGGCCUCACGCUUGCCGUGUCUUAUGUCUUGGGGCCGGUCCUAGGAGGCAUAAUAUCGUCCUUGUCGACUUGGAGAUGGAUUUUCUGGAUCAAUGUUCCGUUUGGUAUUCUGGUCAUUGCCGGCUUAUACCUGACCUGGCCCGGUACGCUUGGACGCCGGUUUGGCGGGUGGGAGGCGGUGCGAAGGAUCGAUCUGCUCGGCAACAUCCUGAUCGUUGCGGCUUGCGCACUCCUAGUCUUCUCUCUCCAGGAGGCCGGGUCCUUCACGUAUGCAUGGGACAGCCCAGUCAUUGUCCUGUCGCUGUGCAUCUCUGCUCUAAGCUGGGUGGGUUUUGUUAUCUGGGAGGUCUUCCUCAGCAUGAAGCGCUCCACGCUCAUCGAGCCUAUCCUCCCCGUCCGUCUGGUGAUGCGGCGAGUGUAUUCUGCCUCUGUGAUAUGUACGUUCUGUACUGGCUUCGUCUACCUGUCAAUCCUCAUCAUACUUCCUGAACGCUUCCAAAUCGUCAAUGGGGACAAUGCGCUCUACUCGGGCAUACACUUGCUCCCAAUGCUCGGCGCAACAUCGUUCGGCGCCUUCUUUGCCGGUGCCGUAUCUCGCAAACGGAACAAUACCUCCUGGACCUUGAUGGCCGCUCACUGUUUCCAGAUUCUGGGCGUUGGCCUCCUGUCGACGCUGAAGGAUAUCACAACUGAGAUCAAAGCACAAUACGGGUUUCAAGUCCUCCUUGGCCUAGGCAUCGGGCUCUCCCUCGGUGCUGCCACCAUCAUGGCGUCGGUGCAGUCUCGCCACGCCGAUCUGGCCGUGGCCCAAGGCGCCGUCGCGCAGGCCCGUGUGCUUGGUGGAAGUAUUGGUAUCGCAGUCUGCAGCAUCAUCUUCAACACAAAGGUAGCGAACGAGCUCGGCAGCCGAAUGGAUCCCAAAGAUCUGGCGGCGCUCCACCACAGCCCGACGAUCUCGUCGCUUUUACCGGACGACAUACAGGUUCUCGUCAAGUCGGUCUACGCUUCGGCCUUCACAGACGACAUCACGGUCAUGAUUGGCAUCGCCGCCGUCGGUGUGGUUACCAGCUGCUUCGCGUACGAGAGACAGCCGCCACCGAUGCCCGGCACCCCGCAGGCCAAGGAAGUCAUGGGGGCGGAUGGUCAUAGUGAGACGGAAUUGGACGAGCUGACCAGUGUCCGCCGGAGUAGCCGCCUGAGAUGA
This is a messenger RNA of Anthostomella pinea, 1611 nucleotides long. NCBI's taxonomy places the organism in Eukaryota, Fungi, Ascomycota, Sordariomycetes, Xylariales, Xylariaceae. The record is from the annotation of a GenBank genome assembly.